AGCUUGCAGUGCACCUGAGAGCCGACGCCCGAGUCCUCGAAGCUGCGCCUGCCGGGGUCCCUGCCGCCAUGAACCGCUUCAAGGUGUCCAAGUUCCGGCACACGGAGGCUCGGCCGCCCCGCCGCGAGUAAACAUAAAUCAGGAGGGAAGACUAAUGCAAGAUGAUAAUGUUCUACUCAUGCCAGGCCUGGAUCAGUGACAUUCGAGCAGGAACUGCCCCCUCAUGUGGGAACCAUAUCAAAGCCAGUUGCAGCUUAAUUGCAUUCAACUCUGACCGUCCAGGUGUGCUGGGCAUCGUGCCUCUGGAAGGCCAGGAAGAGGACAAGAGACACGUGACCCACCUGGGCUGCCAUUCAGACCUGGUCACAGACUUGGACUUCUCUCCCUUUGAUGACUUCCUCUUGGCCACAGCCUCAGCCGACAGGACGGUGAAACUCUGGCGGCUGCAGGCCCCUGGCCAGGCGCUGCCCUCGGGGCCUGGGCUGGUGCUGGGCCCUGAGGACGCCCAGGUGGAGGUGCUGCAGUUCCACCCCACCGCGGAUGGCGUCCUGGUGAGUGCGGCGGGCAGGGCCGUGAAGGUCUGGGACGCUGCCCAGCAGCAGCCCCUCACAGAGCUGGCGGCCCACGGGGACCUGGUGCAAGGUGCCGUCUGGAGCCGCGAUGGAGCCCUGGUGGGCACAACAUGCAAGGACAAGCAGCUGCGGAUCUUCGACCCCAGAACCAAGCCCAAGGCCUCCCAGAGCACAUGGGCCCAUGAGAACAGCAGGGAUGGCCGGCUGGUGUGGACGGGCACCCAGGAGCACCUUGUGUCCACCGGCUUCAACCAGAUGCGUGAGCGUGAAGUGAAGCUCUGGGACACCCGGCUCUUCUCUAGCGCCCUCACCUCUCUCACCCUGGACACCUCUCCCAGGUCUCUGAUGCCCCUUCUGGACCCAGACUCCGGGCUCCUGGUUCUGGCAGGAAAGGGCGAGAGUCAGCUGUACUGCUACGAGGUGGCCCCCCAGCAGCCGGCACUGAGCCCAGUGACCCAGUGCCUCCUGGAGAGCGUGCUGCGGGGAGCGGCCCUUGUGCCCCGGCGGGCACUGGCCGUCAUGGGCUGUGAGGUGCUCCGUGUCCUGCAGCUGAGUGACGUGGCCAUUGUGCCCAUCAGCUUCCACGUGCCCCGCAAGGCUGUGGAGUUCCACGAGGACCUGUUCCCAGACACCGCAGGCUGCGUGCCUGCCUCCGACCCCCACGCCUGGUGGGCCGGGAGCAACCAGCAGGUAGGGCCGAGGCCUGGCUGGCCGCUCCUGGUCUGCACCACCCGUGGCAGCCGCGUCCAAGGCAUGCAGUCCAGCUGUGCGCUAACUCAGCUGCCCUGUGCCCCCAUCGCCACCCCCACCCCUACUGCCUCACCUGCUGGCCUCUCCCCACAGGUGCAGAGGGUCAGCCUCCACCCAGCCUGCCGGCCCCACCCCAGCUUCACUUCCCGCCUGGUGCCCCCUGCAGAGCCCACCCCUAAAGAGGCCCAGCCUGCGGAGACGCCUGUGGGUGACACGGACCCCAGCGAGGGCUUCUCCUCCCCUCCCAGCUCGCUGACCUCGCCCUCCACGCCCUCCAGCCUGGGGCCCUCGCUCUCCAGCACCAGCGGCAUCGGCCCCAGCCCCAGCCCCAGCCAGAGGUCCCUGCAGAGCCUGCUGGGCCCCAGUUCCAAGUUCCGGCAUGCUCAGGGCACCGUCCUGCACCGGGACAGCCAUAUCACCAACCUCAAGGGGCUCAACCUCACCACGCCUGGCGAGAGCGACGGCUUCUGUGCCAACCGGCUGCGUGUGGCCAUGCCCCUGCUCAGCAGUGGUGGGCAGGUGGCCGUGCUCGAGCUGCGGAAGCCUGGCCGUCUGCCCGACACAGCACUGCCCACACUGCAGAAUGGGGCAGCCGUGACCGAUCUGGCCUGGGACCCCUUUGACCCCCACCGCCUCGCCGUGGCUGGGGAGGACGCCAGAAUCCGGUUGUGGCGGGUGCCCCCAGAGGGCCUGGAGGAGGUGCUAACUACGCCUGAGGCCGUGCUCACAGGCCACACGGAAAAGAUCUAUUCUCUGCGCUUCCACCCGCUGGCAGCUGACGUGCUGGCCUCCUCUUCCUACGACCUUACUGUUCGGAUCUGGGACCUUCAGGCUGGAGCUGAGCGACUGAGACUGCAGGGCCAUCGGGACCAGAUCUUUGGCCUGGCCUGGAGUCCCAAUGGGCAGCAGCUGGCCACUGUCUGCAAGGAUGGACACUUGCGGAUCUACGAGCCCCGGGGUGGCUCUGAGCCCCUGCAGGAAGGCCCAGGGCCCGCAGGGGCCCGUGGAGCCCGUGUUGUCUGGGUAUGUGAUGGUCACUGUCUCCUGGUGUCCGGCUUUGACAGCCGAAGUGAGCGCCAGCUACUCCUAUACUCGGCUGAGGCCCUGGCUAGUGGCCCCUUGGCAGUUCUGGGACUGGAUGUGGCUCCUUCGACCCUGCUGCCCAACUAUGACCCGGACACCGGCCUGGUGCUGCUCACGGGCAAGGGCGACACCCGCGUGUUCCUGUACGAGCUGCUCCCCGAAGCCCCCUUCUUCCUGGAGUGCAACAGCUUCACAUCGCCGGAACCACACAAGGGCUUCGUCCUCCUGCCCAAGACGGAAUGUGACGUGCGGGAGGUGGAGUUUGCCCGAUGCCUGCGACUUCGCCAGACCUCCCUGGAGCCGGUCGCCUUCCGGCUGCCCCGAGUCAGGAAAGAAUUCUUCCAGGAUGACGUGUUCCCAGACACGGCCGUGAGCUGGGAGCCAGUGCUCAGUGCUAAGGCUUGGCUGGGAUGCGCUAACGGGCAGCCCCGACUUCUCAGCCUGCAGCCCCCUGGCAUGACCCCAGUGAGCCAGGCCCCCCGUGAAGCACCCGUCCGGCGGGCCCCAUCCUCAGCACUCUACCUGGAAGAGAAGUCGGACCAGCAGAAGAAGGAAGAGUUGCUGAGUGCCAUGGUGGCAAAGCUGGGGAACCGGGAGGAUCCGCUCCCACAGGACUCUUUUGAAGGACUAGCCUGCCCACCCGCCACCUCUAGUCUCACCUGCCACUGCCGUGCCACUGCCGCCUCCUAGAACCACCUGGUGCCUCUGCGCCCCUCACGUCUCACCCUCAAACUGGAAGCCACCUCUUGGGCCUGACACACCUCAUCCCAGAAGCCCUGGCUUCCUCUGGGUCUGGGGUGCUUCCAUGGCCUCUGGGUCCUGCUGCAGCUCCAAUGGAUUGUCCACACCUCUGCUUUUUCUGGGACCAGCCGCUUUUCCUCAGCUGCCUGCUAGCAUGUGGAUUCAGGGGCGUGGCGGGGGGGGGGAGGGCUCAGUGGCAUGUUCCUGGGUAGGCGCUGGCUCCCUGUCCCCUCACCUCUACCCUGGGCUGGUCCCAGCGUGGGCUGGCUUCGCCCGGAACCUUCUGUUAUCACAUGCCAUCCCAUCUUGCCUGCUGCUCCAGUUCCGGUCAAGGGCCUAGGGGGCUGGCCACCCCCCCCCCAACAGCCAUUUGGAGCAGCACCAGCCUCAGGGGCCUGCGACCAGUAGCCCUGCUCCCCAAGCUUGAAGCCGGGAAGAAUGGGCAUCGUGGAGCUGAUAGCCCAGUGAAGGGGGUGUGCGCCCUGCAGGGACUGGCCUGCACGUGCUCUGGAUGUUUUCAGCAAUUAAACUUUUCUAAGCUGGCUACCUCUGUGCCACUGUGCUCUCUGGGCUGGCUGGAAGGGGAAGGGGACAGGAGUAUGGGUGAGGGCAGUUUGGCCCUGGGCUCCCCCUUGUCCCAGGCCUCGCUCUGCUCCUGCUGGGAGUUCAUUCAUUCAUCCAACACGCUGGUAUCUGCAGGCUCUGGAUGGCAGCUCCAUAAUGAACAGGAGAGACAGGUUUCUCAAGGCACUUAGCAGGCAGGGGGCAGCCAGACCGUGUGCAACUUCACAAAUAGUGUGGAGAGAGCAGUGAAGUAGAUAAACUACAUGAAAGGGAGUCACUGGGAUGCAGAGGGAGACCGUGGCCAGGGUCUGAGAAGCGACCUUUAGGCUGAGAGCUAAGACGUGAGGGCCACAAAGCCAUGGAGAAAGCUCUGGGAAGAAUGUUUCAGAUAAAAGGAAAGGCAGCCCGACUGCUGAGGGAAGAAAGAAUUUGGAGAGUCGGAGAAAAGGAAAGGACAGUGGUGCAGAACACUGUAGGAGGCAGCCCAACUCUUCAUUCAACACACAUUUGUCGAGUGCCUUCCAUGUGCCAGACACUCUUCCAGGUGCCAAUGCCCUAGAGUGGAGAAAAGAGAUCAAGGUCGUGCCCGCCAGGAAUCCACAUUCUAGUGGGAGGGGACAGAUAAUAAACGUAAAAAUGAAUGAAUGGUAUAGUUUCAUAGAAUGUGAUAAGAGCUUCAGAAAAAAAUAGGAGGGAUCAAGAAUGGAGGUUUAGGGACUUCCCUGGUGGUCUAGUGGUAAAGAAUCCACCUUGCAAUGAAGGGGAUGCCAGUUUGAUCCCUCGUCGGGGAACUAAGAUCCCACAUGUUGCAGGGCAGCUAAGCCUGUGUGCCACAACUACUGAGCCCACGCCCUACAACUAGAGAGUCCGUGUGCCGCAAACUACAGAGCCCACGUGCUCUGGAGCACGAGUCUGAGCCCGCGCACAUGCGCGCACGCUCACACACAACUAGAGGAAAAAAAAACAUGCCACAACUAGAGAGAAAACCCGCACACUGCAGUGAAGAACCUGUGUGCCACAACUAAGACCCAACACAGCCACACACACACACAAAUGUAUUAAUUAAUUAAAAGAAAAAAGGAUGGAGGUUUAUGGGAAUUCCUUGGCAGUCCAGUGAUUAAGACUCCUUGCUUCCACUGCAGGGGGCUCAGAUUCCUCCCUGGUCAGGGAACUAAGAUCUCACAUGCCAUGCAGCAAGGAAAAACAAAAAGGUUUAAACCAGACACAAAAGGCCACAUACAGUACGAUUCCAUUUCUAUGAAAUAUCCAGAAGAGACAUCCAUAGAAGAGGAGGCAGAUGAGUGGUCACCAGGGGCUAAGGCAGGAGGAAAUGGGCAGUGACCACUCAUGGGUAUGGAGUUUUUUGUUUGUUUUUGGGGGGUUUUGUUUGUUUUAAUUAAUUUACUUAUUUAUUGGCUGUGUUGGGUCUUUGUUACUGCACAUGGGCUUUCUCUAGUUGCAGCAAGCAGGGGCUGCUCUUCAUGGCGAUUCGUGGACUUCUCAGUGUGGUGGCUUUCUUGUGGAGCACAGGCUGUAGGCGCGAGGGCUUCAGUAGUUGUGGCACGUGGCCUCAAUAGUUGUGGCUCAUGGGCUCUAGAGCGCAGGCUCAGUAGUUGUGGUGCAUGGGCUUAGUUGCAAGGAUCGAACCCGUGUCCCUUGCAUUGGCAGGCGGAUUCUUAACCACUGCACCAAGGAAGUCCUGAGUAUGGAGUUUUUAAGAGGGGGAUGAAACUAUUCUGGAAUUAGUGGUGACGGUUGCACAACUCUGUGAAUAUACCAAAAAGCACUGAAUUGUGCAUUUCAAAAGAGCAAAUUGUGUGGUUUGUGAAUUCUCUCUCAAUAAAGCAGGUAUCAGAAAAGCAAAGGAUGUCCAUCAACAGAUGAAUGGAUAAAGAAGAUGUGGUACAUACAAACAAUGGAAUAUUACUCAGCUGUAAAAAGCAGUGAAACUGGGACAUUUUUAGAGACAUGGAUGGACCUAGAGACUGUCAUACAGAGUGAAGUGAGGCAGAAAGAGAAAAACAAAUAUUGUAUAUUAACACAUAUAUGUGGACUAUAGAAAAAUGGUACAGAUCAACCGGUUUGCAAGGCAGAAAUAGAGACCCAGAUGUAGAGAACAAACAUAUGGAC
This is a messenger RNA of Hippopotamus amphibius kiboko, 5840 nucleotides long. It is a transcript of the gene CORO7, whose product is annotated as coronin 7. Gene Ontology annotation, molecular function: protein binding. The record is from RefSeq and is a predicted model, not a curated record. The transcript has 28 exons. Lineage: Eukaryota; Metazoa; Chordata; Mammalia; Artiodactyla; Hippopotamidae. The coding region runs from base 162 to 3095 and encodes 977 amino acids.